Trypanosoma grayi is the source of this 1443-nucleotide messenger RNA. Its product is annotated as fructose-6-phosphate2-kinase/fructose-2,6-bisphosphatase. Gene Ontology annotation, molecular function: fructose-2,6-bisphosphate 2-phosphatase activity; ATP binding; 6-phosphofructo-2-kinase activity. Gene Ontology annotation, biological process: fructose 2,6-bisphosphate metabolic process. Gene Ontology annotation, cellular component: cytosol. The transcript has a single exon. Lineage: Eukaryota; Euglenozoa; Kinetoplastea; Trypanosomatida; Trypanosomatidae. The record is from RefSeq and is a predicted model, not a curated record. The coding region runs from base 1 to 1443 and encodes 480 amino acids.
AUGUCUGUUUCGAUGCUGCCUUUGCAAAGCAGCAUUAGCGCUGACGAUGCCCUCCCUGAAAACUCAAUCAACUUCUGCAAGUUUGUGGGGCCGAAUCGACAGCCAAGAGGGUGUGUUUUCUCCCCACACCCGCGGCGGCAAAGUGACAAAGUAUUGAAGGCGCCGUCUGGCCGCUGGAAUACCACCACGAAUGCUGUAUUUAUUGUUGUCAGUUCAUCGCCUCGAUGUAAUUUAGUGGCACGCUUUUUCUGCUCAAAGCUCUUGCACUACCUCCGGUGGUGUGGUGAAAGCGUUAUGUUCUUUUUGGGCGGCCAAACAGAACGUGAUGUGGAGGUUCAACGCUUUGAAGACGACUCUGUUGCGUGGGAGAAAUAUGUGGGGGAGUGCGUGGAAAAGUCACUCGAGUAUAUUGCGUCUGACCCACCACUUGGUUUCGCAGAGGUCCCAGUGGUUAUCCUUCGGGUCGACUGUGAAACAACGGAGGCGUAUGGCAAGCUAAACGACAUGCUGGAGCCAAAGGGGAACUUCUUGAUCCGUCAUAUUUGGUUUGAUGAGGACUGGAGGGAAAGCAGCCGAUUGGGUACUGGCUACAUUGAUGUAUGUCUAAAGCGGCCGGCUCUCCGAGUGACGCGGUGCCGUCGGAGUAUCAUUUGUUCAAAGGCAACAAGCUACCUCAAUAACUGCCUCCCUGCCCUUCAGCGCGUUUACCUUCACGAACCGUUAGUGGGAUCUGUAGAGGACACAAUGAAGUCCUUCUGUCCUGUUUUCUUCACGCGUCAUGGAGAGUCAGAGUAUAACUUACAGGAUCGCCUUGGUGGCGACCCUGACCUUACGGCUUCUGGUAGAGAUGAUGCUUUGGCGAUUGCCGAGUUCUUCCGUCGACAGGUUGUGCAUAACAAACAUUUGUUUGCUGCACGGAAUACUAAAUUUGACGAGGAAGAGGGAUUUGAGGUAUGGUGCAGCCAGUUAAAACGUACUGUGCAUACUGCUGGCCCCUCUGCUUCUGUUCUCACGCGUGGUGAACUCAGGAUGUUCAAAACACUUAAUGAGAUUCACGCUGGAGUAUGCGAGGACAUGACAAACGAAGAGAUUAAGUCAUUGUACCCCUCCAUUCAAUUUUUUCGCCAUACCGAUAAGGUAGGGUUCCGUUACCCGAAUGGAGAGUCGUACCGCGAUCUUAUGCGGCGUCUGGAACCGCUUCUAUUAGAUCUUCAUGUUGCACGCAAAUGUGUCUUGGUUGUGGCGCAUCAGGCUGUGUUGCGGACGGUGCUCUCAUUCUUUGACGGCCCAUCUGUAGAGGAGGCUGUUCACAAGCCAUGUCCACACCGCACUAUUUGGUGCUGCACAUACAACCGAUUAGGGGAGCCUCGUUUAACGACCGUUACUCUUGGGCCACGUAAAAACACUUGUGUUGUUGAGGAUGCCAAAUGGAGUGGGUGGUGA